Marchantia polymorpha subsp. ruderalis is the source of this 2506-nucleotide messenger RNA. The record is from the annotation of a GenBank genome assembly. NCBI's taxonomy places the organism in Eukaryota, Viridiplantae, Streptophyta, Marchantiopsida, Marchantiales, Marchantiaceae.
AAUAUACCGCGGAGCGAGUGAGGGCAUGCGUGAACAAGUGCAAAGAUUCAUGCACGCGCGCAUUAGCUGCAGACGGAUAGCAGUGGGCAACGAAUGGCUCUUCACGGUUCCAGAUAAAGGAAUUGAGUGACGGAGUGCACUUCGGCCCCCCAGCUCAGCUCUGCUCUCAGGGGCACGACUCACCAGGACGCUAGUGGGUCUCAGAGCAUGGAUGGAGCGUGUGGCACCGAGCUCCUGGGCUGAUUUGUCACAUCUUCAAAGUUCGUCGAUGAACCAUGUCGCUCGGAAUGCUCCCCAGAACUCCGUGCCCCGGACCGUGCACUCGGCACCUUACCAAGACGCCCGUCCUUUCCUCCUUCCUCUCCUCAGCACUAUGACAUUUCAUCCGUCGGGGUUCGCGCGGAUUCCAAGUUCGGAUUUGAGAGAGGGGCAUGUGGAACCAACGCUGGAUUCCCGUCGCAGAAGACAUUCAUGUCGCAGAAAUCUCGUCAGGGCUAUGGUAGUUUGACAGGGUGAUAUAAUUGGUCGGAAGGAAGGGAGGAAGAAAGGAAGCAGUGGCGUCGGAGAAUCUGCGGAAGAGCCCACCGUGGCAACAAGGCAAGGAGUGGUUCGCGCAGCAAGAGAAAAAGAGAGAAAGAGAUGGGAGACAUGGUCCGGGACGGCCGAAAAAAGAAGUGAAUGCCAAAUUGCGGAAUCGCGCUCGACUGAAGCCGAAGCAGGUAUUGCAUUUGCAGCAGAACUUAUCCUCUAGACCAGUUUGUUGGAGUCGUUGCGUCCCAAAAAACAGGAAGGCCUUCUCAAUUGGCAGAGCGCCGAGAUUUUGCCCCCCGCAGCCUCUUGUCGGCAACCGAAUCCAGAGCCUCGUACUUGCUCUGUUAUCUGUGGUACCUCCUUUCUUUCUAUAUUCUACCCUGCAGAUCUGCCCUCGCUAAAUUCGGCCGAUGCUCCUGAAUUGCGGCGGACGAUCAGAGCGUACAAAUUGGCCUCAUCCCUCCUCGCCUCCUGCAACUGGAACAGAAGCCUCCUGCUGCUGCUCGUAGGAGCUCCUUCUCUCCCUCUCGCUGCUCCCUUCGCAGACUUGUCAUUCUCUCGCCCUCUCGCAAGCUCCUCGACAAUCGGAUCGUGGUACGGAGCGGUGCGGAAGGCGGUACGCGCACCACGCUCCAACGUCUCGUACGGAAUCGGAAUUCGAAUCGCAACGUGCAGCCAGCGCGCUAGGAAACGCUCGCAAGAAUGGCCCGCAAGAAUGACUCAUUGGACCGGCUGGUGGUGUUUCUGGCCAAGCGGGAUGGGAUCGACAAGCUGGUCAAGACGUUCCAGUACACGUCGAAGAUGGCGCACUGGUACCUGCUGAGCACGGGCAGCCCGGAGCUGGCUCAGCGGGCCAAGAACUGGGAGGUGUCGUGCGGGCUGAGCCGCAAGUGCUUCCGGACGGGGCGAUUCCUCACCGGGUUCAACGCCAUCCGCACCACGCAGUUCGAGAACUGGAAGUGGCAGGCGCUGGCCGUGGUUGGCAACAGCGGCGAGUUCGUCUACUUCUUCUUCGACCAUCUGACGUGGAUGUCGCGCAUCAAUUUCCUCGACAGCAAGCUGGCCGACCGCUUCUGCUACAUCUCGGCGUUCGGGGAGGCCGUGAGUUAUAUCUGCUUCACGGUGCAGGAGCUGACGAUGCUGACGAGAGAGAGGAAGGCCGAGAAGCAACAUCUGAAGGAGAUCGAUGCGCUCCUCAGCGGCAGCCAGCUCGAUAAGGAAACCGCGGCCAAGCACAUCGCGCAGAAGCGGGCCGCCAUCUCCGGCAUCCGGUUCCGCCGGGUCAUGAGAAUCUGUGCCAUCUCGUCGUUCGCGUCCGACUUCAUCAUCGACAUGGUCGAGCUGAGCCCCAAUCCCUUCGUCACCCACGCCGUCACUCUCGGGCUCUCGGGUUUGACAUCCGCCUGGACCGGUUGGUACAGAGCGUGGCCUAGGGAAUUAGUGUAAGUAAGUAUGUCCGUCCUGACCUUGCCUCGCCAGAGAUGGUGCGCCAUCGCAGACCCUUGUAUAGAUGCUUCAGUGCUCUCUGCUGCUUCUGGAGAGGAUCGUAGAACUUAGCUCGAGUUUUUCCUUGUGUUGUCGUUCGAUGUUUUUACUGAGGGAAUGUACAGUGCGAAUUCGAAAAUCCCAAAUUCUCUCUUCAGCCGUCGCUAGCGCUCUCUGGUCAGCUCUCGGCUGGAGUACUUGCACCACGAAACUUUGUAAGGAGCUUGCAGCCCCUCCUCUCUUGUUUGCCCGGAAUUGGAAUAAAUUUCGCUCCGCAUGAAUAUACUAGUUCGCUUUUGUACGUCCUGUGAGGUUCAUUAUCGCUGGCUGCCCCUCGAAACGUCUCGAUUCUCAAUUAUUUGUUUCUCGUUCACGUGUUUUACCUGUUCUGCUGGGUUCCGGUAUUGAGAUGAUGUAAAUCGACGUUAGAGUCGAGUUGCACACCUUUGAAUGUAGUAUUUGUGCGCAGUCGUAAUACAAUGAGUAAGAG